AUGACAGUAGACGAAGAAUCUCCUCUUCUGCAGAAUGAGAACCCUCCGAUUCAGGAAACCAGCUUGACCCUGAAUGAAUUGAAGCAGAGGACCGACUACACCAAUAAAUUGGUCGUCUGGAGCUGCUUCAUCGGAGUCUUCGUUGCUGCGGCAGACGUUAUCUCGACAUGGAGCUCGAUCGCAUCUCAGUUCAAACGAUUAUCCGAGGGCUCAUGGCUCAUCGUGGCGUAUAAUUUUAGUUUCUGUCUCGCGCUACCGGUGCAUAGAACCCUAAGUAGCAUGUAUGGAAGGAAGAAUAUCCUGCUGGCGGCUUAUAUACUCUUUGCAAUAGGGUGUCUCGCAUGUUGUCUGAGUGGUUCCUUGCAACAGCUGGUCUUUGCGAGGGUGUUAGCUGGGAUCAGUGGCGGCGGGAUGAUUUCUUUGGUGUCGAUAAUCAUCACUGACCUCGUCCCUGCCGGCGAGGUGGCUCUCUUCCGAAGCUAUGCGAACGUGGUUAACGUCCUUGGACAAACCAUGGGUGCUUCGGUUGGCGGGUUUCUGAUCCAGACGGUCGGAUGGCGAUGGUCAUUCCUAGGUCAGAUUCCGCUCGUCAUCAUCUGUAACCUGGUGGCACUAUAUGGUCUUCCGUCUUGGUUGAACGAACGGAAAACAGAAGAUGACUAUGUGAAUUUCCCCUCCGACCAGACUCUCUCAGCUUGA
Molecule: messenger RNA, 699 nt
Organism: Aspergillus tanneri
Lineage: Eukaryota; Fungi; Ascomycota; Eurotiomycetes; Eurotiales; Aspergillaceae
Exons: 6
Coding region: 1-699 (232 amino acids)
Biological process (GO): transmembrane transport; basic amino acid transport
Cellular component (GO): fungal-type vacuole membrane
Molecular function (GO): basic amino acid transmembrane transporter activity
Source: RefSeq, a predicted model, not a curated record